Molecule: messenger RNA, 2178 nt
Organism: Cynocephalus volans (Philippine flying lemur)
Lineage: Eukaryota; Metazoa; Chordata; Mammalia; Dermoptera; Cynocephalidae
Gene: NSUN7
Product: NOP2/Sun RNA methyltransferase family member 7
Exons: 11
Coding region: 1-2178 (725 amino acids)
Molecular function (GO): methyltransferase activity
Source: RefSeq, a predicted model, not a curated record
AUGCUGAACUCCGCAAGUGACCUGGAGUUUGCGACCGAAGAAGACACCGAGGAGGUCUCCCAGCUCGCUUCCCUGGCACUGUCGGAUGACGAGGCAGCAUCCCGCGGAAAGAGCUCCGCUGCCGGACCCGAAAAAACUGGCUAUCCGGACUCCGUUUACGUUAGGGCAGCGAACGUUUUUCAGGGCAUACGAAUCGAAAAGUCGCCAGAGAAAGUGUUAAUAAAGUAUGGGAAUGAACCCCUGCCGUCCUGGUCCGAGUCCGAGGAUGAAUCCUUUCAGCGUUUGUCCUAUGAGCUGGCUUUCAGUGCCCUGAAAUAUCAAGAUAUUUUGGAAACUAUAUUAAUAGACAGCUAUAUCUUCCCAAGUACCACAAUACCAGAUCAUUUGAGCAGUCUUAUUAUUGUGAUGCUGUAUGAUUUCCAAGACAGAAAAUUUCAAACACGUGUCCUUUCUGAUAACGAAGAGUCCAUAUCGGAAGUUCAAGAAGUAGAGAAGCUUCUUAACAGUUUUAAGACAAAAUUGGCUGCGUCAUUGGCAAGAUGUCGAAUCAAACACGAUGCCCUUUCAAUUUACCACAUUUUGCCAGAAACGGUUAGGAAACAGGAACUAAGGGCCUCCACUUUGCCACUUUAUGCUUGGAUAAAUACUUGUAAAAUCAGCCCUGAAGAAAUUUAUAAUAAUUUGAAGAAAAAAGGCUAUAGUAAAGUCAAGUCUGUAUUGCAUAUCGGUGAUAAAGUCUUUGCAGUGGACCAACAUUGCUAUGAUGUCUUAAUUUUUCCAUCUCAUCUUAAAAAUGAUCUUAUAAAUACAGAUCUUUUCAAAGAUUAUAAGCUUAUUUUUCAGGACAAAUCUCGAAGUCUUGCUGUCCAUUCUGUAAAGUACUUAUUAAAUAUGGAUGAUGAUAUCUUAAUGGUCAAUACAGGUUCGUGGUACACAGUUGCCCAUAUGUCAAUUUUAACAAAUAAUAAUACCUCAAAAGUAUUUGUAUGUGGAGUACAAUCACAAGCUAAAGAUCCUGACUUGAAGAACCUUUUCACAAAAAUGGGAUGUAAAAAUAUUGAAAUACUUCAUGAGACAUUUAUUAACAUUGAGUCAAAGGAUCACAGGUUACAGAAAGUUAAAGUGAUUCUGCUGCUACCUCGUUGUUCAGGACUGGGUGUUAGCAAUCCAGUAGAAUUUAUUUUAAAUGAACAUGAAGGUACAGACUUACUCAAAGAUCUCUCUCAAGGAGGCACAUCAGAAGAUAAACUUCAUGUUCUUGCUCAACAGCAAUGCGAACAGCUAACACAUGCAAUGAAAUUUCCUAAAGCUCAAGCAAUUGUUUACUGCACAUGUUCAGUUUAUCCAGAAGAAAAUGAAGCUGUUGUUAAGAAAGCACUGGAAUUUCAAAACCAUGGGAUUAAAGUACAACCCUAUAGGCUUAGUCCUCCUGUUCUUCCACUGUGCUCUUUGAAGGAAGUACAUCUGUCUACUGAUAAAUUUUUCAGAAUGGAACCAUCUGAAACUACCAAUGGUUGUUUUCUUUCUAUUUUAACAAGGGAGCGGGACCCAUCUGAGACAGUGUCUGUGAAAGAUGUUUUGGCCCGAGCUGCAGCAAAGGGUCUACUGGAUGGGAUUGAAUUGGGUAAAUCAUCAAAACGUGAGAAGAAGAAGAAAAAAUUAAAAACAUCAUGGCCAAAAGCUCCCACUACUGACAAUGACAUCCAAAUGAAAAUUGCUGAGUUCCUGAAUCGAGAAGCUAAAGUUAAUGCUAAUCAAUCAGAGACAUUAAUAACAAAAACUCCUCUUCCACAGAAAAGUACAAGUCAAGUGUGUGCUUCCUCACAGAUUAGAAAACCCAACAAGCCCAACAUCAAUCCUUUAGUGCCCACGUUCAUGAAGAACGCCUGUCCCUCUAGGCCAUAUGAACGGCAGACAAACUUUGUAAGACCUAGACCGGAAGACAGACUGAUUGCUCUGAAGCCCGUCGAGAUUGUUUUGCCUCCAGUAAUCCUGCCAUUUUCAAGUCCCCAAGGGAUCAGAUCUCAGCUACCGACUCAGCAUUUUUACUGUCGUUGGGUUGGACCCAAGACUGUUGGGUCCAGCAGCCUUCCCACACCAUCAAUAUCCAGAAGAGGGGAGAAGCCUAAAGAAAAGUUACCUUCCUCCCUACUCAGGCGUCCUCGACCGUGGCUUUGA